Pipistrellus kuhlii (Kuhl's pipistrelle) is the source of this 3367-nucleotide messenger RNA. RefSeq names its product lin-54 DREAM MuvB core complex component (gene LIN54). Gene Ontology annotation, biological process: regulation of DNA-templated transcription. NCBI's taxonomy places the organism in Eukaryota, Metazoa, Chordata, Mammalia, Chiroptera, Vespertilionidae. The transcript is spliced from 13 exons. The coding region runs from base 473 to 2767 and encodes 764 amino acids. Gene Ontology annotation, cellular component: nucleus. The record is from RefSeq and is a predicted model, not a curated record.
UGGCGGGUCCGGAGGAAGGGCUCGGGCGGCUGUUGACAGCACCCUGCGCGGCCCGGGACGCCGGCCGUGCGGGCCCCGGCUCUCCGGGAACCGGUUUUGCUGCUGUGUCAUUUGGUACCGGCGGCCCCUCCUCUCCCCGCCGCCCGCCGCCCCGCUCUGCCUGCGCCCCUUUGUACGGUGCCUUCGUGUGUGUGUCCGUUUCCCUCGCGAAGCCCACCAGCCAAAUGUCACAAUGUCCCCGCGGUGCACGGGGGACGGGAGCGGGCCGGGGCUGAGCUUGGCCCGGCAACGGUAAACACCGGGCAGGCUGCGGGUGGACGCGGCGGCGGCGGGGAGAUGGAAGUUCAAAGAUGAAGGCGCCGGGGAGACCCGGUACUUUCGAGCCGGUGGCGGGCCGGGCGUAAGGACGGCGACCGCCGGGCGGGGUUAGUACAUAACCCGGGGGAGGAAGCCUGAAUCUGCGGACUUUUAUAUGGACUUGUCACUCAAGCAAGAGCCUGAUCAUCUUUCUAGCAGGAGAACGAUCAUGGAGGUGGUGCCAGCUGAGGUGAAUAGCUUGCUUCCAGAGGAGAUAAUGGACACUGGUAUAACUUUAGUGGAUGAUGAUAGUAUUGAGGCUGUUAUUGUUUCAUCCCCAAUUCCCAUGGAGACAGAACUGGAAGAAAUUGUCAACAUAAAUUCUACUGGUGACUCUACAGCCACGCCCAUUUCCACGGAACCAAUCACAGUGUACAGUAACCACACUAACCAAGUUGCAGUGAAUACCACAAUUACUAAAGCAGAUUCUAAUACCACAGUGAAACCAGCUUUUCCAAGUGGCCUUCAAAAACUUGGUGCUCAGACUCCUGUGACUAUAUCUGCCAAUCAGAUUAUUUUAAACAAAGUAUCACAGACAUCUGAUCUUAAACUUGGCAAUCAGACCCUUAAACCAGAUGGACAGAAGUUAAUUUUAACAACUUUGGGCAAGUCUGGUUCACCAAUUGUUUUAGCACUACCCCAUAGCCAACUACCCCAGGCUCAGAAAGUUACAACUCAGGCCCAGUCAGGAGAUGCUAAGUUACCACCGCAGCAAAUUAAAGUAGUUACCAUUGGAGGGAGGCCAGAGGUGAAACCUGUCAUUGGUGUCUCAGCAUUGACCCCAGGAAAUCAACUGAUUAAUACUACAACUCAGCCCUCUGUGUUACAGACCCAACAGUUAAAAACAGUACAGAUUGCUAAGAAGCCUCGAACACCAACCUCUGGUCCAGUAAUCACGAAGCUGAUCUUUGCAAAACCAAUUAAUAGUAAAGCAGUUACAGGACAGACAACUCAAGUAUCACCACCAGUCAUUGCAGGUAGGGUUCUUUCACAGUCUACUCCUGGGACUCCAUCAAAGACCAUAACAAUAUCUGAAAGUGGUGUUAUUGGAUCAACUUUGAAUUCUACAACACAGACACCAAAUAAAAUAGCCAUCUCACCUUUGAAAUCGCCAAAUAAGGCAGUGAAAUCAGCUGUGCAGACCAUCACUGUUGGAGGUGUGGGCACAUCACAGUUUAAGACAAUUAUUCCUCUGGCAACUGCUCCAAAUGUCCAGCAGAUCCAAGUGCCUGGAAGCAAGUUUCACUAUGUCCGACUUGUUACUGCCACAACGGCCAGUAGCUCAACCCAGCCAGUUAGUCAGAAUCCCAGUACAAACACUCAGCCUCUUCAGCAAGCAAAGCCUGUGGUUAGCACCACUCCAGUGCGGAUGUCGGUUCCACUUACACAGACUGUCAAACAAGUUGUUCCAAAACCAAUUAAUCCAGCUUCACAAAUCGUUACUACUAGCCAGCCACAGCAACGGCUCAUCAUGCCUGCCACCCCACUGCCACAGAUCCAGCCAAACCUCACUAACCUGCCACCAGGAACAGUGCUGGCACCGGCUCCAGGGACAGGGAAUGUGGGUUAUGCAGUGCUUCCAGCUCAGUAUGUCACUCAGCUACAGCAGUCUUCGUACGUGUCUAUAGCAAGCAACUCUAACUUUACUGGUACAUCAGGUGUCCAGACCCAGGCAAGGCUUCCAUUCAAUGGUAUAAUCCCAUCAGAGUCUGCAAGUCGACCCAGAAAGCCCUGUAAUUGUACAAAAUCGCUGUGUUUGAAAUUAUAUUGUGAUUGCUUUGCAAAUGGUGAAUUUUGCAACAACUGCAAUUGUACUAAUUGUUAUAAUAAUUUGGAACAUGAAAAUGAAAGACAAAAGGCAAUAAAGGCAUGCCUUGACAGAAAUCCAGAAGCUUUUAAGCCUAAAAUAGGAAAAGGAAAGGAGGGAGAAUCAGAUCGACGUCACAGCAAAGGAUGUAAUUGCAAACGCUCAGGAUGUCUUAAAAACUACUGUGAAUGCUAUGAGGCAAAAAUAAUGUGUUCCUCAAUAUGCAAAUGCAUCGGCUGUAAGAAUUUCGAAGAAAGCCCAGAAAGAAAGACAUUGAUGCACCUGGCAGAUGCAGCUGAAGUGAGGGUGCAGCAGCAAACAGCGGCGAAGACCAAGUUAUCCUCUCAGAUUUCAGACUUGCUUACUAGGCCAACACCAGCUUUGAGUAGCGGAGGAGGAAAAUUGCCAUUUACAUUUGUAACUAAGGAAGUAGCUGAAGCCACGUGUAAUUGCCUUCUUGCCCAGGCUGAGCAGGCAGACAAGAAGGGAAAAUCAAAGGCAGCAGCUGAACGGAUGAUACUUGAAGAAUUCGGACGAUGUUUGAUGAGCGUUAUCAACUCUGCAGGAAAAGCAAAAAGUGACCCUUGUGCUAUGAAUUGCUAACUCUUGUGCAAAAGACUGAUAAAUAGAACUGUACAGAAAAUUGAAGGUGCAGGGACACUGGAUUUUCUGGAAGAUGGUUUAACAAUUAUUGCAUUGUUAAUUCAGUCCUUAUGAGACCUGAAAUUAUAAUAUUGAGAAGAAAUUUUUAAAUGAGGAAAUUAGUACAUUUUAAAUCUUAGUUAAAUCUGCUUAUGCCUUCUAAAUUGAAUUUUUCUUUAUUGUAUUAUAUAGAUUUUUAAUUUGCUUGUGUUUCUUAAGAAUUAGAUGUUCUAGCCUGACUCUAUUGACAAAGAACAUUUAUAAAUUACUAUAAUUUAUAAUGUAUGGCGUUGUAUGACUUUGUUCAGUAGAAAAAGCCAAAGCAGCAUUGGUAUUUCCCAGUCAUUCUCUGGUACUAGACUAUCAGCAGAUAGAACGUCUACAUAAACAAGUUCUUAUGAAACAUAUUUCAAUGAUGUUUUAAAAAGUACUAUAUUUUUAAAGAAAAAUCAACUUUUUAGGAUGGAUUCUGGAAUAAUAUCCUAUUGUCAUUUUGGGAAUGUCAGAAGGGGAAGUAAUCCAUAGGCACACUUUUAAAAUAAAGUUAUUUUGUUUUUUUAA